GACCCAUAUAGUGUGUACCACUGAAUGAGUUUUGUUCUGUUUAUCUAACGGGUUGGCUUAUAACGGAUCUGAUCUCACAAUAACAAUAGCGUGUUCCUGAAUCUCACCCUACAUGUUACAUUAGUACAUGGGAUAUUUUUUAGACGUUAUAAUAUUACGUUUAUCACAACAUUAUAAGUGUCAUUAGGCCACUGCUACUUCUCUUCUUACGAUUCUUAGUAAUUUGUUGUGCGAUAGGGACCUACACGUAUUCACUAUUUUCCUUGUUGACGUGUUCCCGGUAAAUAUUCUUCCCUGGUUGUUAUCGUAGUUACACAAAUAAUGGUGAAAGGUAGUCUAGAUUUAGAUACCAAUUAUGAACAAGAGGAACCAUUUGAUCGCUCAAAAGUUCCAUUUUGGACAUCAUCGCGGCUGGGUUUAGCUGUUUUGGGAUUUUUUGGAUUUGUUCAGCUGUACGCCCUGAGAGUAAACAUGUCGGUGGCCAUAGUGUGUAUGGUCAAUCACACUGCCGUGAAGUUGAUGUCCGAGAAAACAAACCAGUCAUCGGAUUCUGUUGAAGCUUCGUGUGCAGCUAGAUUAGCGAACACCACGUCAGAUAUAGCGGACGGAGAUAAUGAUUGGGAUAAAAAUAUCCAGGGCUGGGUACUUGGUGCUUUUUUCUGGGGAUACCUAGUAUCACAGAUACCGGCUGGCUGGCUAGCAACGAAAAUAGGUGGAAAACGGGUACUAGGAUGGAAUAUGUUUGCUGGAGCAGUUCUAACUCUCUUGACACCAGUCGCUGCUAACGUUAGUUAUAUCUUCUUGAUAGUAAUACGAAUUUUGUUGGGUCUUACGUCGGGCGUUGCCUUUCCGGCUAUGCAUGCCAUGUGGGGAAACUGGGCGCCGCCAUUAGAGAGAUCAAAAUUAACUUCAUUUACUUAUGCAGGCACACAGUUAGGAAAUGCUGUUACUUUCCCAUUAGCAGGAUUUUUGUGUAAAUAUGGUUUUGCUGCAGGCUGGCCGUCUAUAUUUUAUGUCAUUGGUACGUUAGGUUUAAUAUGGUUUGUAUUAUGGAUGUUUCUAGUUAGUGAUACACCCGGACAACAUAAAAGAAUAUCAGCUAUAGAAAGAAAAUAUAUAGAAUAUAGUUUAAGAGAAUCAAAACAUCAAGAAAGCAAACCAGCCGUGCCAUGGAAGGCUAUAUUUACAUCAUUACCUGUAUACGCUAUAGUUGUUAGUAAUACCACCUCUGACUGGGGAGCAUAUACUUUAUUAAUAAAUAUACCUACAUAUAUGAAAGAAGUAUUAAAGUUUGAUAUAGCGUCGAAUGGUUUGUAUUCAGCACUGCCAUAUAUAGGUUUCUGGUUUUGUAUUAAUGUAUCUGGUUUCAUGGCUGACUUUGUUAGAAAGCGGAAUAUCCUUAGUACAACAUGGACCAGGAGAUUAUUUGAUGCUGGCGGAAAAGUUGUGCCAGCUCUGUUGCUAAUAGGUUUAGGUUAUAUUGACUGUACACAACCAACUGUCGCCAUUAUUUUAUUAGUUUUAGCAGUAGCCUUAACGGGACCCCAAUACAGUGGUUUUACUGUUAAUCAUGUAGAUUUAGCUCCAGCCUUUGCUGGGAUCUUGUAUGGGUUUUCAAAUUCGGUAGCAUCAGUAUCAGGUUUUUUGUCUCCACUUGUCAGUGGUGCCAUUACUAGUAAGGGACAAUCAAGAGCUGAAUGGCAGAUUGUCUUCUAUGUUGCAGCAGGCAUCUAUAUAUUCGGCGCCAUUUUCUACAUACUGUUUGCUUCCGGUGAACUACAGGAUUGGGCUAAGGUGGAAGACGACAGUAAAAACGAUAUAGAAUUAAAAGAACCGUUAAAGAAGAAUGAAAAUGAUGUUGACCACGCCUGAACACUGAACACGUGUUCUUAUUAAUUCAGGUUAUUUUAGUAGACAGAGUGGGCAAAUUCUUCAAUAGUUAUCUUAGUAUUACCUGACCCAUUUGGAUAGCUUGAAGAUCUCCAACCCCUACCAUCGGUUAUGAACGUAGAGUUUUGAGAGUGUCCUCAUCAGUCAUGUUCAUUAGCCGUGACUAGACCUCUUUCAUUUGGGUAAAACAUAAAACUGUCGAUUUGUAUUGAUCUGUAUUGACAUUGUGCAGUGGGUAUUUUUCUAUAUUUAAAAUUGCAAGUCCGCAGGUAGAGCCAAUGUUUAACAGUCGACCGUUUAAGUAGAAAAGAACGAAACUUAAAUUAGUAAACAGACUGACUGCCGGCUAAUCUAUCGACACUAAAAUUUAAAAGUAUAGGGCUUGUAUCAUUAUUCGAAAGAAAAUCUCAAUCCAAGUGAAGUCAGCAAUUUUACUUUUGCCCUAAACCAAAAUACAGUCAUAAUUGUGACUCAUAUCUCGUGAAAAUGAUUAUCAUCAAAUAGGGUAUAUUAUCGUGAUAUAGACGCGCUAUUUUUGCGCAUGUGUGAUUGUAAUAUCAGUCGUAUAUUCAGGUUGCUUGUCGAUUUUUCGCUUUUUAAAAUCUCAGAGAUAUAAAUUACAUUACCAAACAUGACCAAGUUUUCUCCAAUUGUUCCUCGGGCAAUUUACUGUUGUUAUGAACCUCUAUACCCUUUGUAAUCUCUCCCUGUCAUUAGAAAUGCCCCCAUUUGACACAAACCACGUAUGUUAUUCUGUGUACAUCUGUAUAGAUAGGUACCAAUAUUAUUUUAGAUAUAACUGACUUUAAAUAAAUCCGUGACAAACACGCCCACAAAAAGCAUUGGCUAUUUAAAGCAAUAAUCAUAGAUUUUGUUCACCUUCAAGUUUUAAACCUUUAUCUUGCUGACAAGUAAGAUUUGGAUAGCAACAAAACAUGCUAUAUCUAUUUAGGUUGAAGAUAUGGCCGGCCUGAUUUUCUUAAAGGGGAAGACAUGCCAGUACCGCCACAGGUUGAAAAUAUGACCUGAUUUAUAUUUUUCUACAAUAUUAACGUUUACAUAAAGGGGAAGACUAGAGCAAUUACUGUCAUAUCUCAGAUAGCAACGGCUGUUCCAGGAUUUAUGUAAUGUACUUGUCAUAAUAUGUCUUCUAGUUCAUGGGAAAGUUGAGAGUUUGGGUAUUGAAUUUAAACAGCAAUGAGUCUUCUAUUUUAAGGAUUUGGUAACACGUCUACAAGUUUAUCAACUUAUAUUUGUUUAUGCAGUUUACAUAAAUUAAUGAUACCCCUCAACUGUGCGUCAAAUUUAAUAUAAAGCUGUAUGGUGACCCGUUAUACCCCUUCUGUCCGUUUAAAUGGAUCUCAAUUAUGGUAUAGAUAUUAAUUACAAACAGCGUUCUGUCAAAAUUUAGGCUUUUCGUGACUCAUUUCAAGAGACAUUUAUUUCCGCAUUCAUUUUAAUCCGUUAUGCGAACCUUUUGUAACCGUAUGCUUUGUCUUCAACAGCACUAAUUUGUCAUCCAUUCAUUUAAUAGAACUCUUCAAAAUUAAAUCAAAUAUUUACUUCAGAUUCAAUAUUUAGAUACUAGUCCAGAUGAAUUUUGAAUAUGCUGUCAUUGUUUAUAUUUUCUUUUAUUCCAUGAAUAUAUUAUUUUGAUUAUUGCCAUUAUACUAAGUUUACUUAUUUUUUUAGCUAAGGCGGGAUCCCGUAAAUAUGUGGAGGCUUCAUUUUAUAUGUUUACAUUACAGUGUCGACUAUUUGGGCGACCUUCGGUUAUAAUUUUUUCACGACUAGUGGUCGGAACUAGAAACCAAACGCAAAUGGUCCGGACCAUCGUCUGUUCAAAGAUGGCUGCCCCCAGGGACAUGGUGAUGUCAUUUUACUCUGCUUUAGACCUCGAGCAUAACCCUGAAAAAAAAAACCUGAAAAAAAACUACUUAACCCCAAGGAAGGUCUAUACAUCUCUCCAUGGAGGAUAAUGAAUCACUGUGUUACAUAGUUUAAUAAACAAAUAAUACUUUCAUGAAGUUAAAUUUGCAUAGCUCAAAUAUUGAAAUAAUGUGUAAUUUUUAGACUUACAUAGCUUCAGACAUAACAUACGAGACAAAAAAUAUCUGCUCAUAGAAGUAGCAACCAUUUAAAAUUCAUUCAAGCUUUCUUAAAAUCAUAUACUUAACAAAAAUAGAUUCUUUCUACUGUAGAAAUUCUACAUAUUGUACACAUUUCGUUUCAUCGACACUGCCAUGGUUCAGUAUUUUCGGACUAUGGUCCGGACUAAAUGAAAUUCGGAUUCAGUUAGUUCGACCAUAGUCAAGAAAUCACGAUAACCGAAGGUCGCCAUGGCUGACACAUUGACAGGACUAGAAUCCCUAGACAAAAUAUAAUAACGUCAUUUUAUAAACAAGCCACUACAUAUUUGUUCCUCGGGCAUAAAGAAGGCCCCAGUUUCGACCAUGUUUUUGCCGAGAAAGCUUCGCUGACGGUUGGGAAUCUAAUUAAAAUAGGCCGUAACUCCACUGUUCGGACAAAAUUACUCUCUCGAUUAGAUGGUUUGAAAAUUGUUAAACCUGGUUUCAUUUCACCGGACAAAGCUAUGUAUUCACAACAAAACUGUGUUCAUUUUCAAAUGAAUUUCUCUGGGGCUGUACCUGCUUAUAUAUUGUAUUUGUAAAACUAUUUACAAAUGGUAAUUAUUGUCUGUGGUGAAACUAUCUUAAAUAUAACAAACACAUAAUGUGUACAAACCAAUGAUUGUUUUCCAUAUAAUUUUUUGCUCAAUCGCUCAAUUUGUUUCAAUUUGAUAAAAACGAAUGUCCAUCACGUUGGAAAUGGUGUCGUAUAUUACCGCCGCCCCAUUUGUCCGUCCGUCGUCCACAUUUUUUUGUGAACACUCAACAGACUGCAUUUAUUAUCUCACUUAAUUUAAUGUCAAUAAAUUGCGUUCAUUUCUGCUAGCGGCAACAGAUAAUAUAAAUAAAGCAAACAGCUUUUAAUGGGAAACUGAAAACACCCGUCUGUUAAUAUUUAGUCUUAUUUGUUUUUGUUUAUAAAAAUAAUAACUGUGUAGUCGAUGACAAUUUUGUACCUAAAUAUGUUAUUCAUUCACAAAAGACAUUUUAGUAUAUUUUAUCAUGUUAUAGUAAUUUGUAAUGUUGGUGUGGAGUGCUUGUUUUUAGAGUAUAUUUUAUUGUUUACAGAUAUGAAACAAAUGUAUUUUGAAGCAAUCUAAUAAAAAAAUUUUUUUUCUC
Messenger RNA from Patella vulgata (common limpet), 5138 nucleotides. RefSeq names its product sialin. Gene Ontology annotation, biological process: monoatomic anion transport; transmembrane transport. The record is from RefSeq and is a predicted model, not a curated record. Bases 322 to 1872 code for a protein of 516 amino acids. Lineage: Eukaryota; Metazoa; Mollusca; Gastropoda; Patellidae. Gene Ontology annotation, molecular function: transmembrane transporter activity. The transcript has 10 exons.